CACUGCUGCUUAGUGCUUCAACUUGUCUCCAUGAAACAAAGCUGAUGGUGGCGAAGAGAAUAAUGAGCACCCGCCCUCCCUCUACACCCCCCAUUCCAUUGCCUGCAAGCCGUAUGACCAUAAUGGGGUCAGGCAGAUGGGUGGGGACCAUGAAGACGACGUGUGUGUGUCUGUGUCAUACUAGACACCAGUGUGAGCUUUGUUGUGCUGAGGCUUCAUGAGGAGCGUUUUCAAUGUAUGUAGUUGGUGACACAUGCACGGACAAGUCAAGGUUUUGGUCAAGGGGCCUUGUGGUGCACGCACAGAUUGCUCACUGUUCUCAGCUAAAUUGCCUUAAGACAAAAGAAUUAGUCUAUGUAUUCACUUCCUUUCUGGCAUUUUAGAAAGGCAAAAUGAUUUGAAUGUAUUCAAAUAGUUUAAAUUAAGAAAACACUAAGCUAGCGUGUAAACGUGAACUUUAUUUGUAAUUGCAUUUUUUUGUAACUUUAUCAGUGAACGCAAAAUGCUAAUAAAUUCAAGUUAAAAUGUCAUUAUUUGAAAUUUAAAUGAGCUGAAUGACUAAACUGACCGGCUUUAAAUCAAAGCUGAACAUCUGAAUGGAUGGAGAGGGCGUCGAUUACAGUACUAUCACCAAAAGCGGUGUGUGCGGUGACAUGGGUCCUUCUCCAGUCUGCUCCAACUCCUGUCCGUCCCUCGCUGCUUCGUUGGUCCAUCCGACCCGAGCGACUGAGGCUCCGCCCCUUUACGAUCGUCGGACACCUUCAGCUCAACAAAGCAUGUGUGGCUCCGGAACAUUGUUUCUCCUCUGAACACGCGGAUUUCUGGACUUUAGGGGAAUUUCUUUUGCGGAUUGCUCCCAGAUUGAUGCUUUACCUUGAUGGCAACCAUGACAACAGAGGCGAGUGCGGUGAGCGAGGCAGACACUGAAGGCAAGCAGAAGGCGAGCAGUGCUGAACCUGAACCUGAGAACGAGCAGAAUCCAGAGGCGGCCGCAUCUGAGCCAGAGGGCGAGCCGUCCAACAAGGAAGUCCCAGCACCGCCCACUAAACCAAUAACUGUCGAUGCAGCAACCUCUCCAGAUGAGGAUCUUAAGCCCAGGACCCGCACAUCGGCAGGAAAGGGCCUAUCACGUCUCUUCUCCAAUUUUCUGAAGCGCCGUUCCCAGUGCUCGGAAGGAGAAGGAUUUGAGGUGGAGAAAGCCAAGGAGGAGAAGGCAGACAAAGAAGACAUAGGGGAAAAAUCAGAAGAAGAAAAGGAGACUGUGAAAGGGGAGGAGGAGGAGAAAGAUAAACCAGAGGAAGCACAGUCUGAGGAGAAAGACAAGAAUGAAGAACAUGUAGAUAAGAAAGAGGAAAUAAAGAAAACAGAAGAAAAACUUGAGAAAAAAGGCAGCAAGAAGAAAAAGAAAGAAGCUAAGAAAAAAGCUGAUGAAAAAGGGACAGAUAAAGUGAAGUCCUCCGAGGAGAAAAAAGAAGAAGAGGUGAAAAAAGAGGAAGGGGAAACGGAAAAGGUGGAAGAAGUUGACGAAAAAGGUGAAGAAAGUUCAGAGACAAAAGAGGAAGAAAAGAAAACCAGUGAAGCAAAAGAUAAGGGGGCAGUUGCUGCAAAAGAGGAAGAAAAAGUUGACAAGAAGCUGGUGAAGAAAAAAGAAAAAGAGGAAAAGGUAAAGAAGAAGGAAGAGGAGAAGGCUAAAAAGAAAGCAGAAGAGGAAGAAAAACUAAGAAAGAAGGAAGAGGAAAAGGAAAAGAAGAAAGAAGAGGAAAAAGCACGAGAGGCAGAAAAGCUUAAGAAGAAAGAGGAGGAAAAGACUAAAAAGAAGGAAGAGGAAGAAAAGGCAAAAGAGGAAAAGAAAAAGAAAGAAGAGGAGAAAUUAAAGGAGUCAAAAAGGAAAGAAGAGGAGAAAUUAAAAGAGACAAAGAAGAAAGAAGAGGAGAAAUCAAAGGAAGCAAAAAAGAGAGAAGAGGAGAAAUCAAAGGAAGCAAAAAAGAGAGAAGAGGAGAAAUCAAAGGAAGCAAAAAAGAAAGAAGAGGAGAAAUCAAAGGAAACAAAAAAGAAAGAAGAGGAGAAAUCAAAGGAGGCAAAGAAGAAAGAAGAGGAGAAAUCAAAGGAAACAAAAAAGAAGGAAGAGGAAAAGGACACUGAUCCAAAAAAGAAAGAGGAGAAAGCAACUGAGGCAAAAAAGAAAGAGGAAAAGGGAACUGAUUCGAAAAAGGAGGAAAAAGUAACCGAUUCAAAGAAGAAGGAAGAAAAGGGUGGGGUGGAAAAAAAGAAGGAGCCAGAGAAGACAGAAGAAAAACAGAAGAGUGGAAAGAAAAAAGAUAAAGGAAAGAACAAAGGAAAAAAAGAGGAAAAGCAAUCAAAGGGUUCUAGUGAGGAGCAAGUGAAAGCGCCAAUAGCUGCUCCUGAGCCAGAGUUGAAAACAGAACCAGAAACCGACCAGGUUCCUGAUCAGCAGUCAACAAGCAGCGCUGACGCACACGCGGCUCCAGGGGAGCAGAAAGAAGCUGCAGACAAGAAGGAUUCUGACGCCAUUGAAGAAGUAAAGGAAGAGGAGUCGGAGAAAAAAGAAGACGAGUCUGAAGAACAGGAGGAGGAGGCAGACACGAAGGAGUCCUCUGAGGAGAAAACUAAAAAGCCUGCUAAGGAGAAGACUGAGAAGAAGGUGGAGGACAAAGGCUCCAAGAAGUUGAAAACCAUGCAGUGCAAAGUCACUUUGCUGGAUGACGCGGUGUACGAGUGCGAGCUGGAUAAACAUGCGAAAGGCCAGGAGCUCUUCAUUAAAGUGUGCGACCAUCUCAACCUGCUGGAGAAGGACUACUUCAGCCUUGCUCACUGGGAAACACCGACCAGCAAGACAUGGCUGGAUCCCACCAAAGAGAUCCGGAAACAGGUUCCUGGUGCUGUCUACGAUCUUACGUUCAACAUAAAGUUCUACCCUCCAGAUCCUUCUCAGCUCACGGAGGACCUCACCAGGUACUAUCUGUGUCUCCAGCUGCGGAAGGACAUCAUGCUCGGAGUCCUUCCUUGUUCCUUUGUCACGCUGUCCCUCCUGGGCUCCUACACGGCACAGUCAGAGCUUGGCGAGUACGACCCAGAAGUCCAUGGCCCAGACUAUGUGAAGGAACUCAGUCUGGCACCAGGGCAGAGCAAGGAACUGGAGGACAAGGUGAUGGAGCUGCAUCGCACCUAUAGGUCGAUGAGUCCUGCCCAGGCCGACUUGCUGUUUUUGGAAAACGCCAAGAAACUUGCCAUGUAUGGUGUUGACCUGCAUCAAGCCAAGGAUCUUGACGGGGUAGACAUCACACUCGGGGUUUGCUCGAGCGGACUCAUGGUUUACAAAGACAAACUGAGAAUCAACCGAUUCCCUUGGCCUAAGGUCCUCAAGAUUUCUUACAAACGCAGCAGCUUCUUCAUCAAGAUCCGGCCAUCUGAGCAAGAGCAGUAUGAAAGCACCAUUGGUUUCAAACUUCCCAACUACAAAGCCUCCAAGAAGCUGUGGAAAGUUUGUGUCGAGCAUCACACGUUCUUCAGGGUUUCAACGAUUGAGCCUCCAUCAUCACGGCGCUUCUUAGUCUUGGGCUCCAAGUUCCGAUACAGCGGCCGCACUCAAGCCCAGACUCGCCAGGCCAGCUCCAUGAUCGACCGACCUGCCCCCAGAUUCACCCGCUCGGCUAGCAAGCGCCUGUCCCGUAACCUCGACGGAGAAGAGACACUCCAUUUGUUGCAGCAACUUGAGGGACCUCGCAGGUGUGAGGUUGAUGACUGGGCCCAGAUUUUGGGUUUGGAUAAACCACAGGCUUUCUUUGACUCUCCAGCCAGAAGGACGCAGGCUUAUGUUCUGCAAGGGGACGAGAGGCAGUCUUUUCAGAGUGAGUCCUGGCAGGGCACUGGCUCUCUGAUCCUUACCCAGGCCGGCUCUCAGCCCUGGCUGUUGACAAAAGAAGAGUGGCCUUCCUUGCUCCAGCGACUUCCUCCUUUCCGUUUUGUGCCACAUUUCAGUUUAGCGAAGCAACCAGUUGAUUCCACUUCGGCAAGUUUGAGCUCAGUGGACAGAUUACUGCAACCCUCACUGCAACAGCAGGACGACUGGCUUGGCUACUUCGACAACAAAGCUCCAUCAGGCGACACGCCCCCAGAAGAAGGUUUAAUGGCAGAAGAGCAAGAGGAGUCGAGGCAGCAGCUGAUCGACAGACUUCAGGAAACUGUGCUUUUGGUGGAUGCCUUGACCGAGCAAGAAGAAUUGGAAAGGAGUUUGAGGGAAGUGAAGGAUCUGGAGGAGAGACUUCAAGGGAUGGACCAGCUGGCAGAGAGAAUUCAGGAUAUAAUAGAACAGGAAUUAGGGAAGGAGGAGAUCGCCAAGUGGAGGGAGAAAGAUAAUGAAGGGUUAAUUCAGGCUCCAGAUAAGGAUGAAGCUGUUACACAAACAGUGGUGACAAAAUCCUCUGUGGCUGCAGAUGAGGAGGAAGAGCCGAUAAAGCAAGCGUUUUUAAUAGAUCCGUUACUGGAGGAUGCCCUGGUAGCACAGGCCAAAAAGAAGAGCGCAGUGGAGGAGAAAGAUGUUCUGAUGGCUGAUAACUUGAGGGACAGGCGAUAUCAUGUGGAGCAGGAGAAGGUUGAGGAGGAGGCAAAGGUGGAGAAGGAGAUUGUGAUGGAUGACAUCUUCAGAGACAAGCAACGGCAGGCUGAGGAGGAAUGGCAAGACCAAGUGAAAAAGAGUGGUUUGUCAGAUGUUAGUGGCUCCUCUGUUAUUGACCAGUCUGUGAUGGCAAAGAGAGUGGAAGAGGUGGAUGAGUUAGAAGAGCAGAUAAAGCUUGUGUUUUUAAAGGAUUUGUUGGUAGAAGAUGAACCGAAAGAGAGAGAAGCCAUGAAGGAUACCAGUGUGGAGGAGAAAGAACUUGUUAAGGAUGUCAUCUUAAAAGACAAGUUACGCCAGAUUGAGGAGGAGGCCAACACAGAGAAACAAGUUUUGAUGGAGGAGAAAGACAAGUAUGAGAGUGUCACAGUGGAGAGAGUGGUUCUGAUGGUUGAUGACUUAAGAGACAAGCUGGGUCAAGUGGACCAGGAAAGCGAAAGGAUGGUGAACCCUAUGGUGGAGAGAAGGGUUGUAAUGUAUGAUAGCCUGACAGACAAAGGACGUCAGAUGGAGGAGGGCAAGACGGAGAGUAUCGUGCCAAAAACAGAGGAUCUGAUGGGUGAUGGUUUAAGAGACGAGCUGCAACUGGUUGAGGGGGAGAAAUUCAAGGAGGAGGGCAUCACUGUGGAGCGAGUGGUUCUGAUGGGGGAUAUCUUAACAGACAAGCCAGGUUUGAUGUUUGAUGGUUUAACCGAUGAAGUAAGUCCGAGGGAGGAGGGCAAGAUGGCGAGUAACACUGAGGAAAAGGUUCAAGAGGAACUGGAAAAGAGUGGUCUCUCAGGUGUCGGUGCCACCUCUCUUACCUACCAGUCGAUGAUGAAAAGGAAAGUUACCAUUGUAGAUGAAAAGAUUUCUUCACUGGAAGAUUAUGACAUUGUUGAGCUGUCCGGGGUCAUGUCUGAGGAGGAUCUGGGUAAUUUGGCUCAGAUCUGGGUCAGGACAGAAAUGACUCAGCAGAGAAAUGAGGAAGUUUCAGUCGCAGUGAAGUCGGAAUAUCCAUUGCAGCUUGGACAACAAGACGAGUGGUUUGUCCUUUUCGAUCGAACUCCUUACCAAGCCAUCGACUGGCCAAUAGUUACGAGUGUGAGGCCUGCUGAAGUGGAGGAGAAACAGUACACUGUGUCAGCGUAUGCAAAGUCAACAGUCAAGGAAGAACAGAGUGUAACGGUGGUGAAUAUUCUUGGGACAGACGAAAUCCAGAGCAUGCCAAAAAAUGUCCUUUCACAGGCUAAUAUGGACGGAUCUGAUGACUGGCAUGUGUUGCUGGAUACUGUUGCCAGAGACACUUCAUAUGUACAACCAGUUGCGUGGGGUGGCAGAGAACAGAAGACACAAAGUGUCAAAACCGCAACUGAAAAAGCUAGCAAGCAAGUUGUAACUGAAGAGAUUAAAGGCGACCACCCACGAUGGCUUCCUCAAGCUCCUGUGGAAGAAAGAGAUGAUGAUUGGUUUCUUUUGCUAGCUGUUGUUCCAAAAGUCACGUUUGAUGUAGAACCAGUUACCUCAAGAGAAAGGUACCAGAUGGACACAGGAAGUAUUGUCGCUGCGACUGGCAGCACGGUGGAAAAGCAGAUUAGAGAAGUUGUAUUUGAAGAGAGGGAGAUUACUGACAACCCUCUGAGAUGGCUUCCUUCAAUCCCCCGGCCACCAGUCGAACAGAGGGAGGAUGACUGGUUCAAACUGCUGGAUUAUAUGGCAAGAGAAACGCGUUAUAUCGCACCAGUGAAGUCUGUGACUUUCGAUGAGGUGGUGACCAUAAUAAAAGCAGUGGAGCGGAAAGAAGAAAAAGAGAUUGAUGUGAAAGAAAGAGUAGCAGUAUAUCAGCAGCAGGCCAUUGCUCUACCACAGUCUGUUCUCACGACAGCGGAUGACUGGUUUUUGCUGCUGGCUGUCCCUCCCCACAAGCCUUUGUUUGUCCCGCCAGCCUCAAUUGCAACUCAAGUGUUUCCCCAAGAAGAAAGUGUUUCAUCGGUGGCUGAAUCUGAGAUAGUGUUGGUUCAGGAGGGGGACGCAAAGCCCAGCAAAACUGUGAUCAAAACUACCCAAGAACAAGAUGUUGAAACAAGAGAGCUAGCUUCCAUAGCACCAGUAUUCUCAAAAACUCUGCUGAAUCCUGUUGAAGAGGUUUUGAGCAGAGAGUUUCUGUUGUCGGACCGAGGACAGCCAUCCAAACCGGUGACGGUGAGGGAUGAUGACUGGUUUCUUCUGUUUGAUGUGCGUCAGGACGAAGCUGUGGAGAAACCGUCAGUUUCUUCUGCUAGAAUUCCUCCAGGGAUAAGGAUGACAGCUGAAGUUGAUGUGACAACAGCUGAGGCUGAAAAGUGGACAAAGAUAAUUACUGUGAACGGCUGGCAAGAUGAAGCCUGUCGUCCUGAAGCGAAGGCACAGUCUAUUUCAGGAAGAUCAGAGGGAAAAGAUGAUGACUGGUCUCUGAUGUUCGAUGCGUCUCGAGAGCCUGUGUUCCUACCAGCAGUUUUCAGUCCAGUUGUUUACAAUAUAAAAUCCAAGCAGAAGUCUACUAUCCAGGAAGUCAGGCCUCCUUUAAAGGCAAUGGAGAAAAGAGAGGUGCAACCAAGAAGGCUCAGUGACGACUGGUUUGUCCUGCUGGAUGUUGCUGGUAAAAUGCCAGCCUUUCCUGCUCAAGCUAGGACAUCUGAAAUGAGAGAGUUAAAAGUCAGAACUCAGCAAAGCAUUGUUAUAAAGGACCAGGUGCAGAUGCCAUCACGUCAUUCUGUGAGACAAGUGGAGGAUGAUUGGUUUACUGUUCUGGACGUAGCACAGGAGCAAUCAGUUUCCGUCCCAGUGCCAGUCCUACUCCCAACGCAGGCGAAAGUGUCUGAUGCCAAAUCCUGGACUCCCAUGAUAAGGCCAGAGUUUGAGAGGAUGAUUGUGGAGGAGCGACAGCCUUUCAAACACACUCAUGUGCAUGCUGACUGGUUUGUUCUACUAGAUGUUGCUCCUAAAGAGUCAGUUGCUGUUACUCAGAGGGGCACCCGUCCUGUCAGCGCUCCAGUCUUCUCACAAGCUGCCCUGAUAGAAGCGGGCAUCCCCAUGGCUCCAUUAGAGCAGCCUCAGACAUCGACUCCCAUCAAGACUGUCAUCAAGGAGGAGCAGACUCUGGAGGAAACCGUGGAGGGUGUCGAGUCUUCCAAAACUGAAGUCAAGUCGGCAGCAUGCAGGGAACAGAUUGAAGUGAUGUCUGCCAUCAAUGGGGACCAUCAGUCUGAGGUGACGACCACGGAUGUGGUGCGAAUGCGAAAGAAAAGAGCUAAGAAAAUUGAGGGUGACUCAAUUUAUGUCAGACAUAGCCUUUUAAUGUUGGAGGAAUUUGAUAAGCCUCAAGAGGACCUGCUGCGGCAUCAUGCCAGCAUCAGCGAGCUGAAGCGGAACUUCAUGGAGUCCAUGCCGGAGUCCAAACCCAGCGAGUGGGACAAGCGCCUGUCCACUCACUCUCCAUUCCGCACUCUGGGUGUGAACGGUCAGCCUCUGCCCAGUGCUGAUGGGAGUGUUAGAUCCAUUCCUGGUUCUGGUUCUGAGACAAAGGCUGUGCACGUGGAACCCAUCGACAGUUUGGACAUUACCAGUCCGACUCCAGAGGUCCACAUGGUUCCUGUUGCAGAACAGUCAUGUGAUCUGGAGGACAUUAUUGAAACGCCCGUGGUUCCGGUUGCGGAGGUGGAUGUGGCACUUCCAGCCCUCGACAUCACAGUUAAAUCCUUAGGUGAUAAGCAGGAGGAGGGGUCAGAUCCUGGAUUGUCGGGGAGCUCCGAAAGGAUAGUCGGCUCUGCCUCGUAUUUCACAAGUGAAGGUCCACGGGUCGUGCGAUGCUCCCAGCCCCCUCUGGUGGAGACCCAAACAGUCACCAUCACAGCAGUGUCCAACUCCUCUUCCAGUGUCAUCUCCACCACAGAGGUCCCUAUCGUGUCCACCCAGACCGUCACCUAUGAGUCUUCAAAGGUCAAAGGUGAGGGCUCAGAGGAGGACAAGGACUGCUCGAGCGUGUCCACUUCUGUGACGUCUGAGACGACCAGCGGCACAUCGGUCACCACCACAACCACACACAUCUCGAAGGUGGUGAGAAGCGGCUCUUCUGAGACCCGCGUGGAGAAGAGAAUCGUCAUCACAGCCGACUCUGAGAUGGACCAAGAGAAGGAAAAAGACAGCGGAGCAUCUGCGUUGUAACCGCACCCUCCUCGUUGUUUCUUCCUCCCUCUGUCUACUUCUCACUCCACACACACACACACACACACACAGGCACGCACACUCACACUGACCAGCUCCCAUCUGCACGCACACACACACACACACACAGUCCCCCUGAAGAACAUGUCUUAGUAUAUCUCGUAGUGUCUUUGUGUUACUUUCAGUUCAGCUGUCGAAGGUAGAUGAGGGCUGCGCAACUUUCCUGCUGUGUUAAAAGCUUAGUGGUCACCGAACUGUCAUUUUCACUUCAUCUCCUCGUUUUUUGUUUUUUUUUUCUAACAAAUGCACUGUUUUUAUUGUUAUUUAGAAGCCAUAAUCUGCAUCAUUCCCGUGGUGCUGUGGGGGGACGUGACGAUGACUUUCAAGGGAACGUUUUUGUUGUUGUUUACUUGUGUGUUUACAUCACAAGAGAACAUUUUUUAAAUUCAUUACCUCACACCAUCAAAUGGGAUCCUCAAAUUUGGUUUUGUUUACUCCUCAGGUACAGGAAUAUUUUAACGCGACUGAGAACAAGUAGCCUGCAUUUUAUUGUAAAGUUUGAAUUACAAAUUGAUCUAUUUUAAAAUGUUUCACUUUUUAUAGAAGUGAUGCUUUUAUAGUGUUUGUACAAAUUUAAGUUAUUCAUAUCCAUACUGCGUGUUGUUAGUCUCGUGCUGUCGACCGAUUUCAAAGACCCUUGCCGUCUGCUCUCGUCUUUUUUUGCCGUUUUUAGUUCCCCAUCACCACUUUGGUUUCACAAGCUUUGGUCUGAUUAUCUCAGGUUUUAAUAUUAAGACCAGACCUCAUGUGAUUGUAAGAGGAAUGUCUGUGUAUUUAUAUCUUUCCCUGCUUCGUUGUACAUUUGUUUUCAGCCAAAAUGAGGUCAAGAAAUGUCCAACGCUGCCACCAAUCUAAGAAGGCAGCUCUCCCAGAACACGUGGCUUUUUUUGUCGACACGGCACAUUUUUUUUCUUAACCUCUUCUGCGAAACAUUUGCAAAGUAGCUCCAUGUGGCUCCGUGUACUGUGAUGCAAACCUGUCCAGGCUUCUAAUGGAAACAUCACGCUUGUCAAUGCUGCAUCAUCAAAGUUUGUAAAGCCUUUUUACCACUUAGCCCAUGUAGGGUUCUCUCACCUGAUGUUUCUGAAACUUUUACAUAGAAAUAUAUGAUCAUCUUUUAGAUGUAGGAUGUUUGGUAGAACCUUUUUUAAACCCCGUACCGUAGCCGUUGAUAUUGUAGCUACAUGAACAACCACCACAACCUCACCCGGAGGAAUAUUUCACGAGAAGAAAACUAGUUUUAGAUGAUGGAAAAUAUUGUUGCUUUGUGACUGAUCCCUGUCUUUUUAAAGAAAAAAAUAAAAAGUGCAUUAUUCUGCAGUCGUGUUGGCCGUUCUGAGCUGGAAAUGUGUGGAUAUUGUACGGAUGUUUUGCGUCAUUCUUGGUGCUGCAUCAUGGUGAUGGUUGAAUGUUUAAAUGUUCUCUCUCCAGGAUGAAUCUGAGAUGUGGCCGGGUAGCUUGUGCUGCAGGCUCAGAAGGCAUAGAAAAGCAGUUGCUGCUUCCUUAAGAACUUUGUUCGUCACUUUCUGUCUUCAUAGGUAAUGAACAUUUAGGUUAAUUUUCUUUUUCAGCAUUGGUGUUUUAAUCAUAAUUCAUUUUUGAAACUACCCCAUCAGGUCACAUGGGAAGUUUGGCUGAAGGCCCGGCGAGUCACUUCAUGUGGCCGGCAGGAGCUUGCUAGGUGCUUUUUCCCUGCUGUGUGCAAGGUACUGGCUUCUGCGACAAAUGGUGUCACAAGUGGGCAAUAGAUAAGACUAUACUUCCCCCAAAGUUGCUAAAACAAAUGUGACUUUUCAUCAGCACAAACCACAUCUAUAACCUCAAUGAGAAAACUCAAAUCUUUAUUAUCCCUAAAAUAAAAGUGGUUCCAUCAUAUCAGACUAAACACACAAUCCUAUGAGGGUAAACAAUAUAUAAGGGCACAGGCUUCUUGCAAACAGCACACAGAAAAAAAAUCCCUAGCUCUUUCACUAUGACAGCAUUUUAGUAACCACAUGUGGUUUUGGAUCAACUGUACAUUUAUUGGUAAUAUAUCGUAGUGAACCACAGAGACUCGGUCCGAGGUGAACUUUAGCGAAUCGUCUUGGCAGGACUCUUGAAAGUGGAGGCGGCCUGGAGUUGGAGCUGAUACGCCAUCGGGUGAAUUUUGAAACCGUAUAACCUGUAGAGAGGACUGGAGUGAAUACAGUGCGACACGGAAACGCUGCGCUCCGACGGCACACGCACCUUGGCACGAACUGGUUGGCUGGCCGCUUGGGACGAUACUCUGGGUGCACCAUAAACAACAUGUGGGGGAACCCCGUGCCGAAGUAAGCGCCGUCUGUAUGGUGGUGUCUGGAGGACUUGGGCGUGUACACGUCCAUGCAUUUGGGGCAGUAGAGCUUCACCAUUGCUUCUCCUGGAAUAUCUGACAGACCUGUGUGCGAGACGGA
Messenger RNA from Synchiropus splendidus (mandarinfish), 11307 nucleotides. Its product is annotated as titin homolog. Gene Ontology annotation, cellular component: cytoskeleton; plasma membrane. The record is from RefSeq and is a predicted model, not a curated record. Gene Ontology annotation, molecular function: cytoskeletal protein binding. The transcript has 34 exons. Lineage: Eukaryota; Metazoa; Chordata; Actinopteri; Syngnathiformes; Callionymidae. Bases 878 to 8815 code for a protein of 2645 amino acids.